Molecule: messenger RNA, 9136 nt
Organism: Canis lupus familiaris (dog)
Lineage: Eukaryota; Metazoa; Chordata; Mammalia; Carnivora; Canidae
Gene: LRCOL1
Product: leucine rich colipase like 1
Exons: 17
Coding region: 197-667 (156 amino acids)
Biological process (GO): lipid catabolic process; digestion
Cellular component (GO): extracellular region
Molecular function (GO): enzyme activator activity
Source: RefSeq, a predicted model, not a curated record
GCACAAUUUUUCUGUAAACUUAAAACUGCUCUAGAAAAUACCAUCUAUUAAUUUUUAAGAAUUUAUUUUGCAAAAAAAAAAGGAAUCUAUUUUGCAAGAGAAAGAUUGGGCAGGGGUGGGGGAAGGUUGUGGGUGUCCACCCGAGGGCUGUGGGGACAGGGCUGGCUGUCUGGGGCGCUGGCUAGCCGUGAGCCCAAUGGCGUGUGCUGGGCAUCUGGUCUUGCUGCUCCUCCUCCUGCCCACAUCCAUGGCCUGGAGGACCAGGAUCCCGUUCCUGUCCCAUAAGGGGAUUGGGGAAGCCUGCGAGGGUCACUCAGAGUGCCAGAGCCACUGCUGCGUCACCAAUAGCCUGAACCCGCGGACAUUCUGCACUUCCAGGACCAUCUUCCUCAAGUGCUUGUCCUGGCAGAAGCCCAAUAGCCACACCUGCUCUGAGCAUUCGGAGUGCCAGAGCAACUGCUGUGUCACCACCAAUGACAGCAUGAGGAUGUUCUGCAAGCCCAAGACUAUUUUCCUACAGUGUAUACCUUGGCGCAAGCCCAACGGGCAUGACUGCACUGACCACACUGAGUGCAGAAGCCAGUGCUGCAUCAUGCCGAAUGAGGUCAGCCACCACCGGUGCAUCCCCCGGAGUGGGCUCCUGGCCCAGUGCCUGCCCAUGUGGUGAACUCCUGAGGCCAAUAGUGGGAAGUGUCUCUGAGGACAAAUCACAGCCACUGGAACCCGCAGCUUAAUGGCUUCGCAUCAAUAAACACUGCUGACCGACUGAACGUGUUGUGUCACUUCCAUUUCCCCCCAGACAACAAAGGUAAGAAAAACAAUCUGUGGAUUCCUGAGAAGGUGAGUCUAGUCUGAGAUCAAGUCGUAACUGGAAGGGAAAGAGCCAGAGCUGCACCGUUUAAGCCGCGCCGUGACAAGCCCUGCCCAAGCACACAGCCUCUUGUCUGUGCAAGUCUAUUCAUUGUUCCAAACUGAAAAGGCUCCCUAAGCAUUGCUGGCGGAUGUGAAACACGGUAUAAGGGCAGAUUGGCGCUGAGGACUCCCUGGAGGGACACCUGCUUCCCUGGGUCACUUCUCCUUCCCCCUUUGGCCUGAGUUUAUGCAGCAUCUCCUGGAGCAGAUGCCCCAGCUGACUGACCCAUCCCCACCAGCGGCUUCUUCGUGUUCCCAGUCCCUAGGACCUUAGUGUGUUGCCUGGAGAACCGUCUUCUGAGGCUUCCAUUUCCCACACCUGCUGACAUCAGACUUCUUGUCUGGGCUCCAUCAGAAAUAAUUAUCUCGUUCCUCUUCUCCUCCUCCUCCUCUCUCUUGCUCCUUCCCCUUCCCCUCCUCCCCUCCCUCUUCCCAUGUCCUCCCCUUCCUCUCCUUCGCCAGCUGUCGGGGCAGAGGUGGAGGGGAUGACGAUCCUGAGAUCCUGACGGUCCCGUGCUUACACUGGCCCCCACUGCCCAGAGUCACUUCUCCAUGCCUGUAUUUCUAGCAGCUAAACAUAGUUCCUAAAUUGUACCAUCCAAAAGACAAGCUCCCUUUUAUUGAAGAUUUGGAAGAGAUUUCUCUGUCCUUAACUGCACCCGAUGAAGGCUUGCAUUUAGAGGUCACAGUGGGUGAAAAGACAUGUAACAUGGAAGUUGCCUCCCGGGCUGAGGCACCACCAGAGCCCAGCUGAGAAUGGCCGGCUGCUCAGGCCCACAGGAAGGCCUGGCCCUGAAACGGGGUCUCUGAGCAGGCUCCUGGGGCAGCAUCCCUGACCCCAGCAUCCCCCCAGGGCCCACGGGCAAGGUAGCCUGGCAGCCACCUCAAUGAAGGCACAGCUGGAGGCCCACAGAUGGUGAGCCAAUUGCCUGUGGGCAGGGACCACAGGCCUGGGGUGGCCUGGACCUAAGAGGGCAGCUGAUGCAGAGCGUGGGCCCGGAGAUGCCUCAGAGAGAUGCUUGGCAUCGGCAGAUCCGAGCCCGAUCCGAGCCCGAUCCCACACAUGGGGCAGAUGGGCCCUGAAGCCAGAGCUGGAGCCAUCUGGACUGCCUGUGCCGCCAGGGCCAAGGGGACACCUGGGCACCUCCUUUGCUGCAGAGGCCUGGCCCCUCACGGACAGGUAGCCCACCUGGGGACCACGUGCCACCUCGAAGACCAUCCCGGAGUGGGAUCCGUCCACGCAGAGGCCGGUCCAGUGCUCUGAGGUCGACCCCAAGCUCCAUGGGACUGGGGAGCCCCCUAAGCCCAAGGGGGGCAGGCAAGGGGCAGAGGGCAAGGGGCAGAGGGCAGGGUACAAGAGCGCAGGGGCAGCAGCUGGGAGACCAGGGACAGGGCAGCUGUAGGAAGAGGCUGGAUCACAGGACAAAGCUAUGGGGGCACAUGGAAUUGGCCUCGUUAAAAGUCUAAUAACACAGUGGCACAUAUGUCCCUGAAAAGCCGAUUGGGACACAACUGCCCUAGGUUUCCAGCCUCGGGUGGGGUGAUGGUGAAUCCUCCCACAGAGAGACCCGGGGAGCCUUGAAGGCUGGAGAAGCCGGAGACCCAUUGGGACACAAGCCAGGAGGAGACAGGCUGCUGCCACAUGAAAGCCGCCAGCUUAGAAGGAGCCUCGGAGUUGGGGCCCUUCCACCUGGAAGGCAAUCAGGGUGGUGUGGGUGUGGAUGGAGCCCCCAGGCACAGAGGGACCCGGCUUCCAGGGCACAGGAGAAGGGGCCCCUACCGUGCAUACGCGAGCCACGCAGGUAUGGGGAUCCAGGGACCCAGGAGAGUGUGAGUGUGAGGAGCAGCCCCGGGGGUCCGAUCCUCAGGCCCAGGCCAGCCAGCUGUGCCCGUGUCUCCCCCAGAGGUCACCCGGAGGGGCUGGGGUGGCCCGCGGCGUGCUUCCCAGCAAGAGACCCCUGGGAGGCUCGAUGCUCAGGAACCUGGGACACCCUCAGGCAGCAGCUGCAGGCAGGCUCGGCACCAUUACAGGCUGUCAUCCCACAAAGUGUUUGGGGGGGAUCUUUUAUUCCAGAGGCUGUGGGGUGAUGGCAGCUCUCCCGCACCUCCGCACGUCCGCAGGGCCUCAGCUGGCUGCCCGGGUCAGGGGCGCCCACGACGCAGCUGGAGCUGGAGGAGCCGGGACCGUGUGGCCAGGUGGGCCUGAGUCCACGACUGUGUUGUCUUUCUGUGAGAGACAACUGGCGCCUGGAGGUGGGGAGAAGGCAGGGACUUCCUUCCGCAGCCAGCGCACAUGGGCUGUCAGCAGAUGAGAGCCACUGCUCAGAAUCCUUGCUGGGCUUUGACCCCAACGACUCACUGUCAAGGGCUGCUUUGCCAGGACACGGCCUGGUGGCUGCAGGAAUAGCCCCUCAAGGACACACGUGGAGCCUUGAUACCUGGGAAGCCCGGACCCACCAGGCAGCCAGUCCAGACGGGGGCUGAGCUUGGCCACUUGAAAGGCAGAGUGGAGGGAUCUCGAAGCCUUGCAAGGACUGGCUCCAGAGUGCUGACCAUGGUAUCCUCGAGGAGAGGCACCUGGGUCUCGUGUGCUGCAGAAACAGAUUACACCUCCCAGUACCACAGUGAACAAAAAUGGCACCAGCGGGCAUCCUUGUCCUGUCUCUCAUCUUAGAGGAAAAGCUCUCAGGUUUUCACCGUUGACUUUGAUGAGUGCUUGGGGUCUGCUGCAUAUGGUCUUCAUCAUUUGAGUGUGAUUUUGUUCCAGUAACUUCAUUUUCUGUAAUACCUACAAACCUUUUGAGACGAACAGGGAGCCCCUGAGGCCGACCAUUGGACUUGUCAGACAACUGAGAAUUCUCGACAGAGAAUUUGUUUUCUCUCAAAUACAGCCACUUUGAAGGGUCUGUCAUCGGGCCAGUGACGAGGAGGAUCCUACUAAUCUCAGCAAGAACUCAAAGCAAUAAGCUAUGAGAAAUACCUGGAGGCCACUUGCCAGGCUCACCAUGGACACGAGAGGCAUCUCUGAAAGGGACACAGGUGACGUGCCUCAUGCAAGCCACACGUUUACUCCUGAGAAUAGUCUAAGAAAGCAAAGGCCUCGGUCCCCAGGCAGUGAGGACGGUGUGUGAAACACGCUGUCUCCGGUCUCCCAUGGACAUGAGAGGUCUCCAACCACCAUCCUGCUCACCUGUGACAUGGGGCAGGUGCCGCUGGAAGGGGACUCUUCCAGCACUCACAGACACGGAGUUGAGAGGACAGGCCCCUGAUGUGCUGGUGCCUCUUGUGCCAAACCCCGCAGGGAGCUGGCACAGCCAGACAGCAUGCUGCCCGUUGACCAUGCACGGAGGGAAGCCCCUCACUGGGCCAGAGGGCCAAGGCCAGAGAACAUUGUCACUGCUCCCGAAGCCAGGCUCUCAGGACAUGGAGCCACAUGGAGGGAAGCCCCGCAUUGGGUUUUCAGCCAGGGAACCCACUGCGCCAACGGGCUGCUUUCCACUGGGGAUGUGCCCAUCGAUGCGGCUUGAACCACAGGCUCAAGGUCCUGUGGCUGCGUGUCUCCCUAUGUUUAUAUGGAGAAGAAAAGAUCCAGAAUAGCCAGCUCCAUCUUGAAUGACAAGAAGGAGGCAAGAGGACUGGCCCUAUGACACCACCCAAUAUCCAGAGCCUCUGGGAAGUGACAGGGAUGGAGACAGUGAGGUCCUGCUGAACGGACAGAUCAACGGGGCAGAAAAUGAGCUACAACAUAGUCCAUUGAUCACUGCCAAAGGUGUAAAGACCAUACGACAGAACAAAGAUGGGCUCUUCCAUACAUGGCACUGGGACAACAGAACAACCAUGUGCAAAACAAUAAAGAACCACCGAGAUAGAGGCCUUACACCCAUUAUAAAAUUACCUCAAACUGGAACACUGACCCAAGGGUAAAACACAAAAUGACAGGCUGCUUAUCAUUCUGCUUUGUAGAUCUCAUAUUUUCUACACAUUGAGGGUGCGUGGCAACCCUGUGGCACCAAGGCCAUCGGUGACAUUAUUCCUAUGGCAUUUGCUCACUUCAUGUCUCUGGCCCCAUGUUGGGAAUGCCCACCAUAUACCAAAUGCUUCCACUGUUACGCUGUGUGUUCUGGUGAUCUUUGAUGUUACUACUGUAAUUGUCUGGGGCACCUGUAUCCAUAAUGACGAACUUCAUAUGUGCUGUGUGUGUUGUGACCGCUCCAUCCACUGCCGUCCCCAUCUCCCUCCUUCUCCUCAGGCCUCCUGCUCUCUGAGACACAACAGUACUGAAACCAAGGCAGCUAGUGAUCCUACUGUGGCUUCUAGGUAUUCAGGUGAAAGAGCUACAUGCCUCUCGCUGUAAAUCAAAAGCUAGACAUGAUUAAGCUCAGUGAGGAAGGCAUGUUGAAAGUGAGAUAUGCUGAAAGCCAGGCCUUUUGUACCAAACAGACCAGUGGUGAAGGAAGAGUAACAUUCUGGAAGAAACUGAAAGAGCUACACCAGUGAACACACGAAGGAUACGUUGGCACCAGCUAAUGAGGAUUCUGACGCACACCAGAGUGUCUCCACACAACAAGGGUCUGCAACACAGUCAGCAGGGACUGAAAUCACAAACAUGCUUUAUCGCGGUGGGUUUUACACUGAGAUGUUCCCGGGUGCUGAGAACAGAUACCAACUGCCUCAAUGGCUCCCCCAGGUCUCUCUGAAACCCCACAAACAGCAGAGCCACUACCAGAAAAUACACCAACGAUCCGUCAACUCCAGGGGCCGAAUCUGGAGUGGCCCCUGACAGCAGAGCCCUGACAGACAGAGGGGAACUAGUCCUGAGCACAAGUCCUGACAGGGAGAUGGCACAUUUCUGAGCAGGACACAGAUGGGAGGUCGGCCCUCUGCAUCAGCUGAGGAGAUCCCAACUGUGCCAGUAACAGACCUGCUGGAACUUGUCCACUCUCCAGCAGUUUGCACUGGGGACCUUCUGCUCUCUGGGAAACCCCAAUCGCUGGAGAAGCAGGAUAUGCAGGGAUGCAUCAGUGGAAACCUCCACUUGACUCUCCACAAGGAUCAGUGAAGCACCAGAACACCACUCUCUUCCACACUGACCUGGAGGAAGAAGAUUGGACAGAACCGCUAACUGGCACCUGGUAUUAGAACCCAGCAACUCCACCAGAUUCUUCCAAUGUCAGACUACAAUUUUCCACACAUAUACAAUUUUCUUCUACCUUUUUGACUUGAAAUCAUGGAACACAGAAAUAUGGGGAGGCUGCUGGAUGCCGGCCUCGGACAGGUCUGCUCAGAAUGGCUUCGGUUGAUGCCGCCCGUCUGUGUCUGGAGCCCUUCCCACUGCAGCCCUGGUGUCAGUGGGGUGGGCCUCCCCCUCCACGGGAGGCGCCGGGUGCUCAGGGACCCCAGGACCCCAGAAGCGCAAGCAAUCGAAAACAUCGUGAUGAAGUGGAAGAUGAAAAGCUCCCGUUGGCCACCUCGUGCGCUCAGCUCAGGGCAUUAAGCGACUCGGGCUGUGCGCGGUCACCACGGCCACCGCCGGCGACUUCCCACAGGGACGCUGCGUCCCCACCCCCACCUCGCAGAAGGGCGAGCCAAUCAGAAGCGACAAGAGGUGUCACCCUGGGUAGUGCCCCGUGGAUGCGCCGCCCUCAGCCCAGGGCAGCCGCGCCUCUGCGCCUCGCCCGCGCGUCGUGCCUUUCAUAAGGGGGUGGCGGUGGCGGUGGCGGUGGCGGUGGCGCAGGCUGCUGCCGUGAUGGUCCUCGCUGGGAAAGACGCGCGAUCGCCGUCGGGGAGGGAGCGGGAGCCCGCAGAGCCCCCUGGUUGGCGCUGCCCCGCGGGAUCCCCAUCGGAGCUCCAGGAGCCACUCAGCGAGAGACGGGCGGGCGGGGCUGCAGGACGUGCCCCCGGGCGGGAGGAGCCCUGGCGCUGGAGCCCUCCCCCCUCUGCUGCCACCUGGGUCCUGGAAGUGCAGGAGGGAUGCUUGGUGGGGCGCUGGGCGGGCAGGGGGCACCUAGCCCCGCGGAGAGGGGAGACCCCAGACUGGGGACAAACCCGUGAGCCCGACCCCAGAGGGGCGCCGGCCAGUCAGAAGUGGCUCAAGUAGCGGUGGGCCUGCCUCUGCUCCCCGAGCUGCCAGGAGUGCAUUUCCAGGAAGCACAUCCUUUCCCAGGAGGGCCCCAGUGGCCGUGUGGCCUCGCACCAGGGAGUAGAACCCGAGCCAGGGCCCUCAGAGGCCCAGGCACCAUAGGAGCUAGGGACACAGCUCGGGCACAGCGCUUCCCGCAGGACCCGGCCUGGGCCAUGGAGGGCUCUCUGACUCACCCUGGGUCUUCCCUCCACUGAGCUCCCCAUGUGGGUUCUUUCUGUUGGGUUACAAUCUAUUUUUUUUUUAAGAUUUUAUUUAUUCAUGAGAGAGAGAGAGAGAGAGAGAGAGAGAGGCACAGACACAGGCAGAGGGAGAAGCAGGCUCCCUGCAGGGAGCCCAAUGUGGGACUCGAUCUGGGGACUCCAGGAUCACGCCCUGAGCCAAAGGCAGAUGAUGCUCAACCACUGUGCCAGGAGUCCCUGGGUUACAAUGUUAGUUCACUUAAAUUUCUCCUGCAGUAGCUUCCAAAGCAAGGACAUGGAAUAAACACCGUGUCAGAACAUGUCUUUAUUCUUGACGAAUCUGGCUGGGGUGCUUUCCAUAUCCCUUCAUUUAAAUGCCCUCCCCCACAUUGCGUUGGAUCUUUUUUCCUGAAAAUUCUGAGUCAGAUGAUGGGUGUCCUGGGAAGGCCCUCUUUUGUUUUUCCUGUUCUUCAACUCAUCAUCUUUUUGUUUUACCUUCUAGGAGAUUUUACAAAUUUUGUAAAUUCUUAUCUUUUAACCCUUUUAUAGAAAAUCUUUGACAACCAUUAUUCUGAUUUUAAAGACACUUCCUAGGGAAUAAUGUUUCAGUGUAGACCCUGAGUCCCCGGAGUUUGGUGCUACAUUACAGAUAAUAGUGCCUUAUAGGCCACUCUUGUAGAUUAGGGCCUUUGGUGGGGAGUGCUCCACUAGAGGGCUCUCAGGAGGCGCCUACCACAGAGUGCUCCAUGGAAGUACCCACCACAGAAUACUCUCAGGAGGUGCCCAUGAGAGUGCUCCCAGGAAGACACUUUACCAGAGUGCUCCCACGGCGUACCGACCACAGAAUGUUCCCUUGAGGAUACUCCACCUCAGUGCGCCCAGGAAGUGCUCCCAGGAGGACUCUCCACCAUAGACUGCACCCAGGAAGAUGCUCCACCAGAGUGCUCCCGGAAGGAUAUGCCUGGAAUCCCAGGUGGUCUCAGGGAAGAGUCUGAUUGGCACCCACAUGCCCAUUUUACCUAUGGAUGAAGGGGACCAGCAGCCCCGCUCUACCCGGCGCACUGCACUGCCCUGGGGGAGGGGGACAAGAUCCCCCACAUUCUACAAUGACACACAAAACACCUGACCACCUCGUGAUCCAAAAUCAAGCCUGUAUUUAUCUUCAUUGAUUGACACGUGAACUGAAUGUUUAAAACAACCAGAGUCCACAGUGGAAACAUGGCUUGGGAAUACAGAACAGAGCAGAUGGCUGCAGAGGGCUGAACCCAUGAGGCUCCAAAGUGCAGUGGACACAGGUGUGGACAGCAGGGAACAGAAAGGACACUGAGGUCAGGACAAGGGGACGUUCAGGUGGUUAUGAAAGCAAAACCAAAAUCGAAAGAUCAUGCCAAGGCCUCCACAGGUGGAGGAGCACGCUGAGAAACACCUGCUGACGGCUUUCACAUGGAAGAGUGGACAUAAGCUACUAUUUCUGUUUGCAAUGAACCGUUAGACUCUCCACUCCUACUAAACAUCUACUUGUCUGGUAUGGAUUCCAAGAACGCUGCACAAUGAGCGCUAGAGUCCAGAGAUGUCCUCAAGACCGGAGUGGCCAGUUGAGUGGCCACCGAGGAGGGUGGGUCCGGGAGCUUGGGAGCAGCUCCGACGUGCUGCCAGGCAGCGGGAAGCUUCCUCCCCAGACAGCGGCCAGUCCCACCUCGGAGCGCUUGCAUAGUUGAAAGAUCUGCUGCAGUGAUGCUUCCAAGCAUUUUCAACUGACAGCGAGUGGGUUUUUUGUGACCAUAUUAAACAAAUAACCAGAAAGAUUUCUAGAAACUGCUUUUUAUAAAGUCUACCUAGGUUAAGAAUUUAAUAAUGUCAUAUAUUUAUAUUAACAGGCUAUUUACAUAUUUCAUGUUUUUUU